Molecule: messenger RNA, 4409 nt
Organism: Alosa alosa (allis shad)
Lineage: Eukaryota; Metazoa; Chordata; Actinopteri; Clupeiformes; Clupeidae
Gene: rab3db
Product: RAB3D, member RAS oncogene family, b
Exons: 6
Coding region: 1158-1829 (223 amino acids)
Biological process (GO): regulation of exocytosis; protein secretion; protein localization to plasma membrane
Cellular component (GO): endosome; plasma membrane; synaptic vesicle
Molecular function (GO): GTPase activity; GTP binding
Source: RefSeq, a predicted model, not a curated record
GGGUUGGAUGGUCCAACAGCAGUUUUCUUCUCUCCAUUAAGCCACAGCAGGCAGGCCAAUAAAGAACUGGCUGGAAACCCAGUUGGAGGAUGAAAGAGCAGGGUUGAAGAGAGCAGUGGAGGAAACUCCUGUUUCUGAAGAACUCCAAAGAAUUAGGACAGAUCUGUGAGGUGUUAUACUAUUAAGACACACUUGAAUACCCCCAGCCCCCCAGUGCACAUCCAUCAGUCACUGCAAAAGACCGGGGGAGUAGCCCUGCUGAUGGUUAGUGGUGAGAGUUGUGCCAAGUUCAUACAGGAUUAUAUGGGUCAAUCAAGUAUUCAAGACAUUGUGUGGCUCUUUUCAGUGCAGUUCUAUAACGGGUUUACCACCUACCCUAGUUUUGUUUUUUGUCACCCAUUGUCACUUAUGGUAUAUAAAUUCCAGAAGUUUCUUCCUUUUAAAAGAGGGAGGGACACUUUAAGGAGCUGGACCUGCAUUCUUUACAAAUAAGUCACAACACACUGCUUCCUUAAAAAAGAAAAAAAAUCCUGUUGCUAGAAUACAAUGAACAAAGUCAAGAUAGAUUGUUCUGCGGAAGUGUCCAUGGUUUUGUGACAAAGAAAUGUUAACAGACUUUAGCCGACAGCUAAAUGUACAUGCUUCAUAGGCGGAAAUACUGUAUUUCAUAUUAAAAGGGCAUUAAAAAUAAGUGUUGGGACACAUCUUUUAAGUAAAAAAAAAACAGAUAUUAUUCGGACUGGUAUCCUACAAGACAAAAAAGAACGAGGAACAGGUUUAUUCUGCGUGCGUGCGUAUAUGUAUUCCUAGCCGCGCGCAACCGCGUCAUUGAAACACCUUCCAAGAGAGGGCCAGCAAAGCAUUCACAAACUGAGUCCCGGGCAACAAGGGAACUGCUCUGUUUUCUCUCAAACUGGCUACUCCUUAGUACACAGACAAGAUCCGGGAGCAGUGUUCAAGUCCGUUGUUGGACGGCGCUGCUAAAGCAAAUCGUAGAAUAGCCUACAACAAUAGUAAAAAGUUUUUUUUUCUUCUGUCGGAAAUAGACUGGUCGUCGAAGAAGGGACCGGACACGAUAAAAGAACUGUUGCAUUUAAGGUACCCAUUUCCAGUCCAGAGGAAGCAUUUAAAGGUCCUAAGGGCAUCGGCAUUUGAUUAUGAUGGCGUCAGUGAAUGACUCCCGCGUGCAGCAGCCAUCGCAGAAGGAUGCGGCCGACCAGAACUUCGACUACAUGUUCAAGCUGCUGAUCAUCGGCAACAGCAGCGUGGGCAAGACCAGCUUCCUGUUCCGCUAUGCCGACGACUCCUUCACCUCGGCCUUCGUCAGCACAGUGGGCAUCGACUUCAAGGUCAAGACCGUGUUCCGCAACAACAAGAGGAUCAAGCUGCAGAUCUGGGACACAGCAGGACAAGAGAGGUAUCGCACCAUCACCACGGCCUACUACAGAGGAGCCAUGGGCUUCCUGCUCAUGUAUGACAUCACCAACCAGGAGUCCUUCAGCGCCGUGCAGGACUGGGCUACCCAGAUUAAGACGUACUCGUGGGACAAUGCCCAAGUGAUCCUGGUGGGGAAUAAAUGUGACCUGGAGGAUGACCGCCUAAUCCCCACAGAAGACAGCCAGCGACUGGCUGAUGAGCUAGGAUUCCAGUUCUUCGAGGCCAGUGCCAAGGACAACAUCAACGUGAAGCAGGUGUUUGAGCGCCUGGUGGAUGUGAUCUGCGAAAAGAUGAACGAGAGCAUCGAGGGCGAGAGGGCGCAACCCAACAACCACCACGACACCAGCCUCCAUGAGACCCCCUCCGAGAGCCAGGGCACCUGUGCCUGCUGAUCUGUGUGUCAGACCCACUCCACAUCCAUACACAGACCCCCACUCUUUACCCCAAUCCCCAUCGUUUCUGAGUGACAGGCUGCUUAUUUGUGUACAGUACAAACACAAUCUGUUGAUAUACUCAAAAUCACUAUAAUCAUGGUGGGAGAUCUCCUUAAAAAGAUACUCAUUCCCUCAUAAAUGCAAACAUAACUUUACCCACACCCAACAUAAGUACUCUUGGUUGGGUAAAAAUGAAGGAAAAGCACACACUCACAUACUCACCCCUGUGUCUUUUGUUACUGGCCUUUUACAAGGCCUCUCCGUCAAAAAACACUGAAACAGAAGCAUAGUGAUGGCUUACACACACUUACAAAGUUCACCACCACAACGCUUUACCCCGUGCCCAAGCCGUCUUCAGCCCCCCCUGCAGGGAUUGGCCGGUACUCCAGUGCUCCUACAGCGUGCCAUUUGUCCACCAAAAUUUAGAUGAUAUAUCUGCCUGAUAUUCAAGCCCAUUUACAAACAGUUGGGACACUACUAGUUCUGUGACCCAUGCGUUGCUCACAUUGUCAGUUUUAAUGAAUGUUCGCAUUAAAGGUCUAUUUACACAUUACACUUGCCACAGCAAUCUACUAGACACAUCGAUAUCAUAGGAGAAAGGGAGAGGUAGAGAGUGAAAUAUAGUCUCUGUCUUAAAAUGAAAUGCUUGUUCAUUGACAGAAGGGUGCCAUUGGGCUGGGAAAUCAGUGGCAAAGCAAAUUGAGUUUACUCAAAACUCAAAAAUGAGUUUAAACAAAGUUCUUGUUUCCAAGUGCCAAUGUCAAGUAUUUCAGUACAAUGGAGAGAAACCUCCAGCGCCAUAGAACAUGUUAUGCCCCUCGAAUAGGCACUCUAGUCCCAAGUCAGUCACUUCAGUUUUGGAGGAGUCAUUGUGGUAUGCUUUUAUCUCAGCCAUGUGCUGCAUUGUGUCUGCGUGUCCCUAUCUGCUCUGCACCACCUCAGUUUCUCUCGCUCCGUGGUGUUCGUUUUGGCCUCUCCCAACUCUGUCCCUUACCUUGUGUCAUAUCUGAAAUACGCACCCCACAUGGUUACAAAAGGAAGAUAGAUAAUAACCUCACCGUUGUUUGCAUUCUUUAACAAGAUUGCAAUUGGCACAGAAAUAUCUAUUGCUGUGCAUGAUAUCUGUGAGAUAGCUAACUGUACAUCGAUGGACUGCAAUUCAAUCAUAAUGAAGAUGCACAAUUCUUUUUAGUGGUUUCAUCUCAGUGGAUGUGGAAUGUCACCUUGUUGUUGUGUGUAUAAUCUUAGUAGUGGAAUAUGUAUGACUGCAUACUACCUUAAGCCCAAUUUACACCAAAGAUUCGUGACGAAACGAAACCGUUGCAGAGGUGAGAAUUAAACGUUGCACGUCGUUGCCAGCUGUUGAAAGCCGUCGCAAAGCAUUUACCGUGUCUAGUCGCAGUUGCAAGGUUAUAGAACAUUGCAGCAAGUUGCUGGUUUAUAGAAUGUUGCAGCUCAUCUCGUCACAAAUCUUUGGUGUUAAUUAGGCUUAAGAUGACUUCUUUAUAUUCAUCUCUUUUUUUUAAACCAUAUCUUGAUUUUGUUAGAUGGAGUUCUAAAAGCUGAAGACACAUGCAAGUGUGUCCUGAAUUUCAUGUGUAAAUUGUAUGUGUCCUUAAGCUUCUCUCUUAACACCAGGGUUCACACAGUCCGUAGACCCAGUGAUAGUGAUGACUGUACCUCACACUCUUCAGAAGGGAGGUGUGCUCACCAAUCAGUUACCCUGUUUAAGUAGCCCUGUAUUGGCUAUGACCCUCUUGAAUUUCGAGGCAAUCAGAAAAUACAUAACACAAGAAUUAUGACAUAACACAAAAAAAUAAUAGAACACAGACAACUUUCUUUUGCUGUUCCACGGACACUAAUCAGUACACACUGAAUUAACACUACAUAUUUACUUGGUAACUUUUUCUUGUUCCAGGAAGAGCAGCAAAUGUGUUUCCUUGUCCUAUGUGUGUGGUGCCAAAGAUCCAUUGCUUUAUGACGGUUUUUAACUCACAGAUUGUGCGAGGCAUGUGGAACAUGUUUCUGUGUGUUGUUGGUGGGACACUAUUGCACUCUUGUGUGUUUAGCUCAAAUGCUUGUUCGUUUUAGUAAUACACUGAAGUUUAAAGAUACACACUGGAUCUCUUUCACAUAGCAUUAAUGCCUUCUAGGGGGUGGAAGCUAAAGGCACAUGCCUACAUAUUUACGUGUUAUAUUUACCCCACACAGCAACUGUUUAGACAAAUGUAAAUGUAACAAUGUUGAUUCAAAUCAGUCUACUUGUUGCGGUCAGAUUCUGACACAAAUUUGAGAUUUGUUAAACGUUUUUACUUUUGUUGUAAUGCAUUUGCGUAUGUCACAUUCAGUCUCAUACAGUGGUUUGCAGAAAAGUACUGGCAGAAGUGGCAGAAAAGUACUGUUUAUUUCCUUGUAUUUUGUGAGAUGGGAUGAGAUUUGGGAAUCCAUGUCUUUUUAAAAAAGUGUAGAAAAAUCUUUGCCAAUUGAAAUGUAUUGACACAUUUGUUUACAUAAAUAAAAAUAAUAAGUAUUGUAAAA